AGAGGUGUCUUGUCAGUCUCUCUUGUAAAAGCAGUGCUGCAUGCACUCAUCCCCGGCUUUUGUCUCAGGAGCUCCGGACUCAUAUCGUCUAUCAAGCAGUAUCUCAAAAUGAAACGUGUUUGGGUGAUAGGUCUCCUCUUCGCACUUUUAGCCUUUGCUUCUGUAAAGGCAGAGGAUGAAGUUGACGUGGAUGGGACAGUGGAGGAAGAUCUGGGUAAAAGCAGGGAUGGCUCCAAAACGGAUGAUGAGGUGAUUCAGAGAGAGGAGGAGGCUAUCCAAUUGGAUGGGUUGAAUGCAGCUCAGAUUAAGGAAAUCAGAGAAAAGUCGGAGAAACAUGUUUUCCAGGCUGAAGUCAAUCGUAUGAUGAAGCUGAUCAUUAACUCCCUCUACAAGAACAAGGAGAUCUUCCUUAGGGAGCUGAUUUCCAAUGCCUCAGAUGCCCUGGACAAGAUCCGCUUAAUGUCACUCACCCAUGAAGAUGCAAUGGCCACCAACGAAGAGUUGACCAUCAAAAUCAAAUCUGAUAAGGAGAAGAACAUGCUCCACAUCACUGACACUGGUCUUGGAAUGACCAAAGAGGACCUGGUGAAGAACUUGGGCACCAUUGCCAAGUCUGGCACCAGUGAGUUCCUCAACAAGAUGACAGAUAUGCAGAAUGAGGAUCAGUCUACUUCAGAGUUGAUCGGCCAGUUCGGUGUGGGUUUCUACUCUGCUUUCCUCGUCGCCGACAAGGUCAUUGUGACAUCCAAGCACAACAACGACACCCAGCACAUUUGGGAGUCUGACUCUAACCAGUUCUCUGUCAUUGAGGACCCUCGUGGCGACACACUGGGCAGAGGAACCACCAUCACACUGGUCAUGAAGGAGGAGGCCUCAGACUAUCUGGAGCUGGAGACCAUCAAGAACCUUGUCAAGAAGUACUCUCAAUUCAUCAACUUCCCCAUUUACGUUUGGGCCAGCAAGACUGAGACCGUUGAGGAGCCCAUAGAGGAAGAUGCUGAGGCAGCAGAAGAACCAGAGAAAGAGGUUGCCGAAGAAGAGGCUGAGGUGGAGGAAGAGGAGGAGGACAAAGACAAGCCCAAGACAAAGAAGGUUGAGAAGACUGUGUGGGACUGGGAACUGAUGAAUGAUAUCAAGCCCAUCUGGCAGAGACCAGCAAAGGAGGUUGAGGAGGAUGAAUAUACGGCUUUCUACAAGACCUUCUCUAAGGACAGCGACGAUCCUCUGGCUCACAUCCACUUCACCGCUGAGGGUGAGGUUACCUUCAAGUCCAUCCUGUUUGUGCCCAAAGCAGCUCCCCGUGGCCUGUUUGACGAAUAUGGCUCCAAGAAGAAUGACUUCAUCAAGCUGUUUGUCAGGAGAGUUUUCAUCACAGAUGACUUCAACGAUAUGAUGCCCAAGUACCUGAACUUUGUCAAGGGAGUGGUUGACUCUGAUGACCUUCCCCUCAAUGUGUCCAGAGAGACUCUGCAGCAACACAAACUGCUCAAGGUUAUCCGUAAGAAGCUGGUGCGUAAGACUUUGGACAUGAUCAAGAAGAUUGCAGAGGAACAGUACAACGAGAAGUUCUGGAAGGAGUUUGGAACCAACAUCAAGCUGGGCGUCAUUGAGGACCACUCCAACAGGACCCGUCUGGCUAAGCUGCUCCGCUUCCAGACCUCCAACAGCGACAAAGAAGUUGCCAGCCUGGAGCAGUAUGUGGAGCGCAUGAAGGAGAAGCAGGACAAGAUCUACUUUAUGGCUGGUACCAGCAGGAAGGAGGCCGAAGUUUCUCCCUUCGUUGAGAGGCUGCUGAAGAAGGGUUAUGAGGUGAUCUACCUGACAGAGCCUGUGGAUGAGUACUGCAUCCAAGCACUCCCCGAGUUUGAUGGAAAACGCUUCCAGAACGUGGCAAAGGAGGGUGUCAAAUUUGACGAGAGUGAGAAGGCCAAGGAGAAGAGGGAGGCAUUGGAGAAGGACUACGAACCACUCACCACGUGGCUGAAGGACAAGGCCCUGAAGGACAAGAUUGAGAAGGCCGUCCUCUCUCAGAGGCUAACCAACUCACCCUGUGCUUUAGUUGCCAGUCAGUACGGUUGGUCAGGAAACAUGGAGAGGAUCAUGAAGGCACAAGCUUAUCAGACAGGAAAAGACAUUUCCACAAAUUAUUACGCCAGCCAGAAGAAAACAUUAGAAAUCAACCCCAAACAUCCUCUCAUUAAGCAGAUGCUUAAGAAAGUCAAUGAUGACACUGAGGACCAGUACGCGUCAGAUAUGGCUGUGAUUCUGUUUGAGACGGCCACGCUGCGCUCAGGCUACCAGCUGGCCGACACAAAGGAGUAUGGAGACAGGAUAGAGCGCAUGCUCCGACUCAGCAUGGACGUACCUCUGGACGAACAGGCAAAGCCUGCUGAGGAAGACUCUGAAGAUAAAGAGGAAAUCGUAGAUGAGGAUGAUGAUGAAGAAUCUCAAACCGGUUUUGUCCACAUCCAUAGACUGAUAAUAGGAAUGAGUAUAGAAAUUCCUGAAGGACUGACGGAGCUGUUACAGAGCUUUACCGUGGAAGUGUUGAGGAAUCAGCCCAGGGAUCUGCUCGAGUUUGCAUUACAGUACUUCACCCAGCUGAAGGACAGUGAGACCAAAGAGGCCUCAUUUGGCAAUGACCAAAAUUCGGCCCCAAGACCUGGAAAAGCGGUCAAUUUCAUUGACGAAGCCAUGCAGAUCGAUUCUGAAAACGGAGAGGAGGAGGACGACGAUGACGAGGAAUUCGUAGUGUGUGCUGAAGCGUUCAAUCCUGAUGAAGAUGAUGAUGAGGAUAAAGAGCCAUGGGUCACCCACCCAAAAACAGAUGAGCAGAGACAGAGACUACAGGAAGCAUGUAGGGACAUUCUCCUCUUCAAGAAUUUGGAUCCGGAGGAGAUGUCUCAGGUGCUGGAUGCCAUUUUUGAGAAGUUCUGCACAGAAGGGGAGCACAUCAUUGAUCAAGAUGAUGAUGGGGACAACUUCUAUGUUAUUGAAAGUGGGACGUAUAACAUUUUUGUAAUGGUUGAUGGUGCGGAGAAGCUGGUAGGCAGCUAUGACAACCGAGGCAGCUUCGGAGAAUUGGCGUUGAUGUACAACACCCCCAGAGCAGCCACAAUAAUUGCCACCUCACCUGGAGCCCUUUGGUGCCUAGAUCGUCUUACAUUCAGGAGGAUCAUAGUGAAAAACAAUGCCAAGAAGAGAAGGCUGUAUGAGGCAUUCAUUGAAACGCUACCGCUGCUUACGUCAUUAGAGCUCUCAGAGAGGAUGAAGGUAGUAGAUGUCAUAUCUACCAGGGUGUACACUGAUUCACAGCAGAUUAUUGCUCAGACGAAAAAAGACCAGGAGGAAGAGGAGAUGGAAAUCGCAACAUGCUCCAGGGGCCAGUAUUUUGGAGAAUUGGCACUUGUCACAAACAAGCCAAGAGCUGCAUCAGCCUAUGCUGUGGGAAGCGUCAAAUGCUUGGUCAUGGACGUUAAAGCCUUUGAGAGAUUGCUGGGCCCAUGCAUGGACAUCAUGAAGAGAAACAUUGCUAACUAUGAGGAGCAACUAGUGGCCCUGUUUGGAAGUAGCACUGAGAUUGAGCAACAAAGUGCAUGA
Messenger RNA from Scomber japonicus (chub mackerel), 3600 nucleotides. Its product is annotated as endoplasmin-like. The transcript is spliced from 26 exons. Gene Ontology annotation, molecular function: cAMP-dependent protein kinase regulator activity; ATP-dependent protein folding chaperone; ATP binding. Gene Ontology annotation, biological process: protein folding; regulation of protein phosphorylation. Lineage: Eukaryota; Metazoa; Chordata; Actinopteri; Scombriformes; Scombridae. The record is from RefSeq and is a predicted model, not a curated record. The coding region runs from base 109 to 3600 and encodes 1163 amino acids. Gene Ontology annotation, cellular component: cAMP-dependent protein kinase complex.